Messenger RNA from Saitoella complicata NRRL Y-17804, 544 nucleotides. RefSeq lists its product as uncharacterized. The record is from RefSeq and is a predicted model, not a curated record. Bases 142 to 411 code for a protein of 89 amino acids. Lineage: Eukaryota; Fungi; Ascomycota; Saitoellomycetes; Saitoellales; Saitoellaceae. The transcript has a single exon.
AGGACAUACAUACAUCGAACGUGAAGAUGCAGAGCUGUUCAAGGAUCAAUCUUUGAAGAAAUACCCGUGGGUCCAGAUGUGGAGGUGUAGAAGCGGUGACAGAGAAGAAGGAGGUGAAGACAGGUUGAGAGGAAGAGAAGUAUGAGCAAUACGGGCGGGGUGCCAAGUUAUUUGAUGCCGACAGCUGCGGCAAGGUCGAGGCAGGUCAAUGUGUUUGCUACUGAGUCUACGAGGAGAGCGGUGUCGAGCACAACUACGAGGAAGUCCCUCAUCAAUUCGAGGCUAACUUCGUUGACGACGACCUCGCGCACCACGCGCCCGGCGCAGCCAAAAUAUGAACCUUUGUUUGCUGGUAUGAAGCUUGAUGUGUACGAGUUUGACGAAGAUGAUACAUUCCGUAUUGAAGUUUGAGGUUGAGUGUGAUGGAACGAAGGCAUGUCAUAUCAUUUAGUGGGUUCUUUGUUCGUAAUGGUGUUUGGGUUAUUGGGGCAUUUAUUUCCGGGGUUCUUUCUAUAUCUUCUAAUCACCGGUUGGUCAAGUCCCU